This is a messenger RNA of Xenia sp. Carnegie-2017, 4205 nucleotides long. Its product is annotated as nephrocystin-3-like. The transcript is spliced from 8 exons. Gene Ontology annotation, biological process: signal transduction. Bases 840 to 3128 code for a protein of 762 amino acids. Gene Ontology annotation, molecular function: protein binding. NCBI's taxonomy places the organism in Eukaryota, Metazoa, Cnidaria, Anthozoa, Malacalcyonacea, Xeniidae. The record is from RefSeq and is a predicted model, not a curated record.
ACCUGGACGAUCUACAUUUAUAAACAUAUAAUGUUUCUUGAGUGUUUGCUUUUUCUUAAAAACACCCAUUUUUAUGAUCCGAUUUUUGAAGGGCAUGCGAGGACAAGUUUUAUAUUAGUAUAAAUUUACAUGACUUCUGUAUGGAGUUGUGCACUUUGAAAUAAUGUUAAUAGAAUGGUUGAUAGUUUUAACAUUUCUGUACAUUUCAUGACGUUUUCAAUGUAAUUUUUCGUGUUAUAUAUAUUUAUAAACAGCUGUAUAAAUUUUAUAAUUAUUCAAGUACAGCGUUUAAAUAAUUGUGAUAUUCACCUUAUAUAAAGAUCUUAGAUGUUUUGUUAUUUUCACAUAACGCAAACAAAAUCUUCGAAAGGAUAAUUAGACUUUAUUAUAAGUGUUGGAUAGUUUUCGCCCCAAAUAAAAAUAAUUCUUGUGUGUUGCCUAAUGGUGAUGUAAAUUAGUUGCAUAAUGAAAAAGGACUUAUCAAAACAUAAACUUCCGCACGAAAAUAAGCUGAAAAUAGCUCAUGCAAAUUCACUGGAGUUCCUUUCGGUUAUAGCUUUUUUGAUGGUCAUAACAACAAAGCCAAUAUCACAUUUUAAUUAACGCCCAAACGAUGGGUGGUCACACUCUUCAAGUUUGGUAUAUACAAAAGAAAGGUCAAGACCAUUUUAGGCUUGGACUACCAGGUUCUCCAUCAAAACACAUCUCCUUUCUGUUACAAAGUAAAGAAUACAAGAAGCUAAUUUUCGGUAAAGGAUUUCAUACAUUACAGAUCUCUAACUGAAAAUAGGAAAAGAUAUAUCCCCAAGGCCCAAAGCGGUGGAAAUCUCAGAAAGAUAAUGAAUUUCAAAUUCAAAUGUUUCAAAUUGAAAAAAAAGUCACGAAAGCAAAAAGAGGCUAAGAUAUUAAACAAACAUGGCAUGGAGUAUUACAAAAUUGGAAAAUACGAAAAAGCUAAGAAAUCUUUUGAGAAAUGUCUCGAAAUUCAAAAAACUCUACUAGGUCCUGAACAUGUUGAUGUAGCUACGACUUUAAAAGAUCUUGGGAAUGUGUAUUAUCUUACUAAAGAAUAUGACAAAGCAAGAGAAUUUCAUGAAGAAGCGUUGAAAAUUCGACAAAAUUUACUACGUCUUGAACAUGUUAAUGUAGCUACGACUUUAAUAAGUCUUGGUAAUGUGUUUUAUAGUACCAAAAAAUUUGCCGAUGCCAAAGAGUGUUAUGAAAAAGCGUUGGAAAAUCAAAAGAAAUCACUUGGUCCUGAACAUGUUGAUGUAGCUACGACUUUAAAAGAUCUUGGGGAUGUGUAUUAUCGCACGAAAAAUUAUGACAAAGCAAGAGAAUUUCAUGAACAAGCGUUGGAAAUACGACAAAAAUUACUACGUCCAGAACAUGUUGAUGUAGCUACGACUUUAAAAGAUCUUGGGGAUGUGUAUUAUCGCACUAAAAAUUAUGACAAAGCAAGAGAAUUUCAUGAACAAGCGUUGGAAAUACGACAAAAAUUACUACGUCCAGAACAUGUUGAUGUAGCUACGACUUUAAAAGAUCUUGGGGAUGUGUACUAUCGCACUAAAAAUUAUGACAAAGCAAGAGAAUUUCAUGAACAAGCGUUGGAAAUACGACAAAAAUUACUACGUACAGAACAUGUUGAUGUAGCUACGACUUUAAAAGAUCUUGGGGAUGUGUAUUAUUGCACAAAGGAAUAUGAUGAAGCAAGAAAAUUUCAUGAAAAAGCGUUGGAAAUUCGACGAAAAUUACUAGGUCCCAAACAUGUUAAUGUAGCUAAGACUUUAUGCAGUCUUGGUAAUGUGUUUUAUAGUACCAUCAAAUAUGCCAAAGCCAAAGAGUGUUAUGAAAAAGCGCUGGAAAUUCAACAAAAAUCACUUGAUCCUGAACAUGUUGAUGUAGCUACGACUUCAAACUAUCUUGGUGAUGUAUAUUAUGAGACCAAGAAAUAUGCCAAAGCCAAAGAGUGUUAUGAAAAAGCGUUGGAAAUUCGAAAAAAAUCACUUGGUCCUGAACAUGUUGAUGUAGCUUGGAUUUUAAACAAUCUUGGCAGUGUGUAUUAUCGUACUAAAGAAUAUGACAAUGCAAGAGAAUUUUAUGUAAAAGCGUUGGAAAUUCGACAAAAAUCACUUGGUCCCGAACAUGUUGAUGUAGCUACGACUUCAAACUAUCUUGGUGAUGUGUAUUAUGAGACCAAGAAAUAUGCCAAAGCCAAAGAGUGUUAUGAAAAAGCGUUGGAAAUUCGAGAAAAAUCACUUGGUCCUGAACAUGUUGAUGUAGCUUGGAUUUUAAACAAUCUUGGCAGUGUGUAUCAUCGUACUAAAGAAUAUGACAAUGCAAGAGAAUUUUAUGUAAAAGCGUUGGAAAUUCGACAAAAAUCACUUGGUCCCAAACAUGUUGAUAAAGCCAAAGAGUGUUAUGAAAAUGCGUUGGAAAGAAUUUUAUCUACGACUUCAAACUAUCUUGAAAAAUCACUUGGUCCUGAACAUGCUGAUGUAGCUUGGAUUUUAAACAAUCUUGGCAGUGUGUAUCAUCGUACUAAAGAAUAUGACAAUGCAAGAGAAUUUUAUGUAAAAGCGUUGGAAAUUCGACAAAAAUCACUUGGUCCUGAACAUGUUGAUGUAGCCACGACCUUAAACAAUCUUGGUAAUGUGUAUCAUUCUACUAAAGAAAAUGUCAAAGCAAAAGAAUUUUAUGAAAGAGCGCAGGCAAUUAAAAAAAAAUCCGUUUCUUCGGAUCUUGCUGUUGUUACUGAAUCUUCGAACAGUAUUGAAUUAAAGUCUGAUGAUACUGCUGAUGCUAAAUCCCCUUCAAAUUUACACGUUCAUACGGAGAAAAUAGACGGAAUUAAGGAAAUUCUGCUAAAGUUUGCCCAAGAAAUUCCUGAUAAAUGGAAGCAUUUGGCAGUAUUUCUGAAGGUCAAAGAUGCGAAAAUAAAAGAAAUUGGACUAAAUCAUGGUGACGUUAGCUGGCAAGGGUUUGAAAUGCUAAAGUCUUGGUUUGAAACCCGAGAAAAUAAGCAGUUGUGGUACGAAGAACUUGCCGCUGCUUUUCGCAAUAUCGAGAAAAACCAUUUGGCUGAAGACGUUCUUCAUAAAGGUGCAAAUGUUGCUAAAUAUUGUUAAACUGAAAUUGAAAGGUCAUUUGACCAUUUUUUAUAAUCGCCAUUUUUAUGUAAAAGUCAGAAGCUAACAUUAGAUUGGUUUUAUUGAUUUACACUUUUAUAAUGUACAUGAAAAAAAUUCUCAGUUCUCAUUGGUUAAUUAAGAGCAGUGCAAUUUAUUGUAAAUACCAGUGGAAAAAUUAAGAAACACGGUGCAGAAAAAAGGAAAUACAGUGCAUUUUUUUUUUAAAAAUAAAUUUGCUCCUGAUUGGUUAAUGAAUCAUAGAAGUGAUCUAAGAGCCAAUCAAUCUAAAACAUUUCAAAGUCGUGAAAGUUAAAUUAAAGUAAACAAAGCAAAUGCAAUGGCUGGCGCAAGCUUAAGUAAAUUUUCUUUAGUGAACGAGCUUACAAUUCGCACUGGAACAAAAAUGAACACUGCCAAAAGUAGUUACCUUGUUCUAGCUGCGUGUAUGUAGGCUUUGGUGUUAUGAAAAGUAAUAUCCAAUGGAAUUGUUAUAUACGAGCCAGCCAGAAUUGAGAAAUUUUUUUAUGUAUAUUAAGCCCUUAAUAACUGACCUCGAGGUCUUUACGGACGGACCGAGUUCUUUUUGCACCAACCGAGCCUGUAGUAAAGUACAGAUCGUGAAAGCGAGGUUAUUAAAAUAUUUAUUAUAUACGGCAUUAUUUGACCUGAAACAAAGCUUGCUUUCUUUCUCGUCCUGGCUGUUUUGUAAGGGUUGGCUUUCAUCUUUCUAUUUUUGUCAGUAAAAAUAAAUCAUUUUUAGUUUUGUAUCGUCUGCAUAAUUAAACUCUUUUCCGAGAGUUUUUCUUUUUACUCACAUUCGUAAAUAGUUUUUGUUUCGUUUUUUUUUCGUUUUGCUUUUUUUCAAGAACUUUGUUUACAUUUUAUAUUUGACUAUAAAAUUACGCAUUUUGGACUGUGUAAUAUUCUUUAUUUUUCUUGAUACGUCUCUGACUCUGCCAGUCGGACUACUACUUAUGUACACGACUAUGGGUUUCUUAUAUAGAUAAAAAAUAGCAUAAAUGUAUAUCAUUCAUGUUUUAUAUUAAUAUAUUACAACCCUCUUUUUUAAAACUA